AUGGGAUUAAGGUCCGAAUACAGAUCUGGGAAUAUUCUUGGUGUAUGACAUUAGCAGUGAGCGUUCCUACCAGCAUAUAAUGAAAUGGGCCAGUGAUGUGGAUGAGUAUGCUCCCGAUGGUGUCCAGAAGAUCCUCAUUGGCAAUAAAGCAGAUGAGGAAGAAAAGAGGCAAGUCCACAGAGAGCAAGGCCUUCAGCUGGCUGAGGAAUAUGGCAUGGAUUUCUACGAAACAAGUGCCUGCACCAAUUUAAACAUCAAAGAGGAGAACUGCACUAACGAAGAGAUCCUCAACAGCUUGAAAUACGUGCGACCUGGGUCUGCAUUUGAACCCAAUUUCAUACUUUGCCAGAAAUGUGAGGUGAAUGGCAAGAACACCCACUCUGUCUUUGCCUACCUGAAGGACAAACUUCCAUACCCAGACGACAACCCCUCCUGCUUGAUGAUGGAACCCAAGUUCAUCAUAUGGAGCCCAGUAUAUCGCAAUGACAUCUCCUGGAACUUCGAGAAGUUCCUUGUGGGGCCUGAAGGGGAGCCUUUCAAGCGUUAUAGCCCCAGAUUCCUCACCACCAACAUUGAGCCUGACAUUCAACGACUCCUGAAGCUUGCCAAAUAAGAGUCACGGGGAAAAUCGGAUAGUUAGUAGCCCUGACAGGUCAGGUCAAAAUAAUUAACAGAAAUUAUGCUCUGAUCACAAAUACCCCUUCUAUAGAAUUGGCCUAAGAAACAUCCCUUCCCUAAUUACGUCCUCUUUCCUUUACAAAUGAGUGUAUGAAGUGAUUCGUCUCAUCUCUUGUCACCACCAUCG
Gekko japonicus is the source of this 805-nucleotide messenger RNA. It is a transcript of the gene GPX2, whose product is annotated as glutathione peroxidase 2. NCBI's taxonomy places the organism in Eukaryota, Metazoa, Chordata, Lepidosauria, Squamata, Gekkonidae. Bases 80 to 613 code for a protein of 177 amino acids. The record is from RefSeq and is a predicted model, not a curated record. Gene Ontology annotation, molecular function: glutathione peroxidase activity; GTP binding; GTPase activity. The transcript is spliced from 5 exons. Gene Ontology annotation, biological process: response to oxidative stress.